This is a messenger RNA of Rosa rugosa (rugosa rose), 2305 nucleotides long. RefSeq names its product probable apyrase 7. Gene Ontology annotation, cellular component: membrane. The record is from RefSeq and is a predicted model, not a curated record. Bases 498 to 2126 code for a protein of 542 amino acids. The transcript is spliced from 3 exons. NCBI's taxonomy places the organism in Eukaryota, Viridiplantae, Streptophyta, Magnoliopsida, Rosales, Rosaceae. Gene Ontology annotation, biological process: nucleoside diphosphate catabolic process. Gene Ontology annotation, molecular function: nucleoside diphosphate phosphatase activity.
AAUUUUGCUUCCUUCUUACUCAUGUAAUAGGAGUAGCCAAAUAUCCAACGGGCGGGUGCAACUUGACCCGUUCAACUCCAAAUAGUCUGGACGGUGUGAGGCGUGAGCUUCUUCUCCUUCGAUUCAUGUUCUGAAUUGUGGGCUGACUCAACUUUAGGCCGAAUCUGGAAGCAGAUUUCAUACUAAAAUCAGCUUGCCUGUUUUGAGUUUCUUUCAUCAACUUGAGAUCGGGAGCUUUAUAUAAAUCAGGCCAAUUCGAUUAAAGGGGUUUUGGAUUUCGGUACAAAUUUGGCUAAAUCGAGUUAUUACUUGACUUACAGUAGGGGGUACUGCUAGCAAUAAGCAAGUAGAAAGCUGAUGGUCUAAGGCGACUAUUUGUUUUUCUAUGUCUAGAUAUAGUUUUUCUUUUGAAAUGGAUUUUGAUGGAACUUUGAAGGUGAAGACAGAGUGAAGGAGUUGUUAAUAGAUCUGGGAUGCAUUUUGGCAGUAAUUGAUAGAUGGAACCUAAAUCGCCUUCCAAACUUAAGCUUUCGAGCAUGGGAUUUACUCAACAUAAACAGGCAUUGAAAACAACUAUUCUGGUUUUAGUUACAGGGCUCCUAUUGCUUGGUGUCCAUUUUGCAUUCAAAUCUGGGAGAGGCCAUAGUGUAUCUAAAGGGCCAUAUUAUACCGUGGUUGUGGAUUGUGGGAGCACGGGGACCCGAGUGAAUGUGUAUGAGUGGCUGGUAGAAGAAAGUAAUAAGGAAUUGCCUAUUUUAUUGUAUACUUAUCCCGACAAUUCAACUGAGGGUAAGCUUUUGAAAAGUUGUAAGUAUCACUGCCUGCAAACUGAACCUGGUUUGGAUAAAUUUGUUGGUAACUUGUCAGGAAUAAGAGCAUCUUUGGAACCGUUAAUUACAUGGGCAGAACAUAAGGUUCCUGUUGAAAGACAUGGUGACACCCCUAUUUUUGUUCUAGCUACUGCUGGAUUAAGGAGGUUGCCCGUGGAAGAUGCUAGACGGGUCUUGGAUGAUGUGGACGCUGUUGUAAAGCAACAUUCUUUUUUUCAUAAAAAGAGUUGGAUAAGGGUGUUGAGUGGCAAAGAAGAAGCUUAUUAUGGUUGGGUGGCUCUAAACUAUAAAAUGGGUAGCUUUAGGAAUCAUUCAAGGUUGCCCACUUUGGGACUUCUUGACUUGGGAGGUUCGUCAUUGCAGGUUGUUGUGGAAAUUGAAGAUGCAAGAGAAGACACACACUUGGUGAGAUCAAAGUUUGGUUUUGUUGAACAUGAUAUUUUGGCAUACUCGUUACCAGCAUUUGGAUUGAAUGAAGCAUUUGAUAGGACGGUUGUUAUGCUCAGCAACGUGGAACAACUCAGAGAAAGUAGAGUUGGUAAAUUGGAGAUCAGACACCCUUGUCUUAGUUCGGAUAUUGUGCAAAAUUAUACCUGCAGUGGUUGCUUUCAGCCAAAUGCUGGCGGUCAGGAAAAUAUGACCAGUAAAGUGCAGGAAACUAGAUUGUCUUCUGUGUAUCUGGUUGGAGAACAAAACUGGGAGCAAUGUAGAAGACUUGCAAGGGCUGCUGCUAUGAGUACAAGCACACCCGACUCAGCAAGGUGCUCUGAUAGGGGCAGUGAUAUAAUAAACUUGACAGCUGUUGCUCAUCCCACAGCCCACUUUCAUGCCUUAUCUGGUUUCUUUGCUGUUUAUGACAAAUUAAAUUUGAGUUCAAGAGCCACCUUGACAAAGAUUUGGGAGAAAGGCCAGCAGUUAUGCUCUAGAUCAUGGACCAACCUAUCACAAAACGGAUAUUAUGCUUGGCAAUAUUGUUUCCGGGUGCCUUAUAUGGCAUCACUCAUUGAAGAUGCUCUGUGUCUUGGUGACAAAGAGAUCAUUUUUGGUCCUGGGGAUGUUAGUUGGACAUUAGGAGCUGCAUUGGUAGAGGGAGAAUAUUUAUGGCUAAGUACUAGAUCUCAAAUUAGCAUUUCAAACUUUUGUAUGAAGGUUGUAUCCUCACCGAUUUUUGUACUGGUUUCGCUUCUGUGUCUUCUAUUCAUUGUCUACUUUGGUAAAGUGAAGCUACCUAUGAUAGGUAGCAAGGUUGCGGAUAGAGCUUCUUUGUCAGUGAGAGGACAAAAGAUGAUGGAUUAGAAGCUCUGCCUAUGAUAUGUAUUGCCGGAAGUUGGUGCACCAUCGUAUCAAAGAUGUGGUCCAAAUUUGAGUCAGUUCGUUCACGACUCAUGAGUGUGGAAAAAAAUCAAGUGCAGGAUGAGAGUUCAUUACAUAUUUUAUGUUCGCACAUCAUUUUGUAUUAUUGUGAAUUAUAUCUC